GAACAUUUGACAAAUAAAUGAAUGGCGGACGUACCUACUGCUUGUUUGUAGAAUUCGCUGUUGUAUUUUCGGGUUAUAUCUCUGUAUUCAGUGCAUUAAUUUAUAGAAAUAAUUAUUGUGUUGUUACAUUAAAAGUCUAAAACACUACAGUAAGCAUGGCUGACGUUCUGGAUAUCGAAAAUUCAGAGGAAUUUGAAGUUGAUGAAGACGGUGAACAGGGAAUUGCCCGCUUGAAGGAAAAGGCGCGCAAACGUAAGGGCCGUGGGUUUGGCAGUGAAGGGAGCAACGCAGUGUCCUCAGACCGUGGCAACCGGGGAAGAUACGACAGUCUCGCUCCGGAGGGCGACGGCAACACACCGGGCCCGCAGCGCUCGGUGGAGGGCUGGAUCCUGUUCGUCAGCAAUGUCCACGAAGAGGCUCAAGAGGAGGAUAUUCAGAACCAGUUCUCGGAGUUCGGCGAGAUCAAGAACAUCCACCUGAACCUGGACCGGCGCACCGGCUUCCUCAAGGGAUACGCCCUCGUGGAGUACGAGACCUACAAGCAGGCCGCGAGCGCUCGAGAAGCCCUCGACGGCGCCGACAUCCUGGGGCAGGCGAUCUCCGUGGACUGGUGCUUCGUCAAGGGGCCGUCCAAGGUGCAUAAGAAGCGACGAUAAUAAUAAAAACCUAAUUCUAGUACCGCAAGGAAUGUGUCACUUCCCCUUAUCUCUGGAACUAACGACAGAGAUUCCCCUUAACACAUCAGUGAAAAUAUUAUAUUAGAAAGUAGAAACAGAAAGGAUUGUCAGACCAAUUUUGUCUUAGGUCUUAAACCUAGGACCUAAGCGCAGAUUUGUAGCAAAUUCUUACACAGAAAAUUUACCUAAGUUACAAAUACGAGUUGGGUUAACACUCAUAUCUCCUAUUUCUUUCUUGUUUUUACUGAAUUUAUGAACAGAUUGUAGAAUCUAUCCAAUAUUUGGUAAAACAGACUUCGUGUCUGUAAAAUUUACAAGCAAAAGAUGUAUUACUUUUAAGAUGUGUGGUUGUCGUGUGACGAUGUUAUGUAUUGCACUUUGUUUCUACCAUUAGCUUUUAAACAAAAAAACAAGAAUUUCUAAUAAUAUUGAGUUAACUCAUUAAAUUAACUUAACUCCUUUUCUGUCGCGAAGUCCGAUAGUUACCAUAUUAAUGAUCUACGGAAUCUUCAAAAUAAAGUGCUUUGCAUAACUGUAUUUCUAGACUAUAAUUAUUAAUAUAAGGGUCUAUUUCUAUA
Messenger RNA from Plutella xylostella (diamondback moth), 1255 nucleotides. It is a transcript of the gene tsu, whose product is annotated as 40S ribosomal protein S12 homolog tsunagi. NCBI's taxonomy places the organism in Eukaryota, Metazoa, Arthropoda, Insecta, Lepidoptera, Plutellidae. Gene Ontology annotation, cellular component: cytoplasm; nucleus. Gene Ontology annotation, molecular function: mRNA binding. Gene Ontology annotation, biological process: RNA processing. The record is from RefSeq and is a predicted model, not a curated record.